UUGGUACGUCUCACUAUCGACAUAGCUCGUGAUACAUCUCAACGUGCGUAGUGUUUCAGGGAAGUGGAGCGGUAAAUACUCAAGUUUUGUAGGCUAAUUGCUACAAAUUUUCAUCAUUUUUUGUUUCAUUCAUUGGUAAACGGGUUCUUAUAUAAUCGAAUAUAAGCAAUGGCAGUAUCUGCUGCAGCUGCUCUUUUAGACGAAUUGAUGGGAAGGAACAGAAAUGUCAAUCCAAACGACUGCAACAAUAAAUUGACUUGGGAAUCGCCUGAGGUGUGCAAGCAUUAUUUGGUCAAGUUUUGUCCCCACGAUCUCUUUACAAACACCAAGUCUGACUUAGGAAUCUGUGACAAGAUCCAUGAUGAAGACAUCAAACGGGAGUUUGAUGCCUCAAACACUCACCGAAGAGCUGCAUUUGAAGAUGACUUCAUCCGUUAUGCAGAUACAAUGUUGGUGGAUGUGGAUAAGCGCAUUAGGAAAGGACGGCAACGAUUGUCCCUCUCAGUGAAAGAAGCUCUGAGUAAUGUCACCACUGGGGAUGUUGCUGUUGAUGAGCAAAUAGAGCUUUUAUCUGAGCGCAUCACAGGGCUUGUAAAUGAAGCUGAGAGACUUGGCAAUGAAGGCAAUGUGGAAGAAGCUCAAGGACUCAGCAAGCUUUGUGAUAAGCUAAGAGAGGAGCGAGAUCAACUCAGGAAGGCUCAUGAAAAUACUGUUUGGCACCAGUGUCUCCACCAGGCUGCUGAAAUGGCUGCAUCUCAAGAGAAGCAAAUGGAAGUCUGUGAAAUCUGUGGGGCGUUUCUGAUUGUUGGCGAUGCACAGCAACGCAUCGAUGACCAUCUCACUGGGAAGCAGCAUAUGGGCUUUGCCAAGCUCAGGGAUGCAAUCAAAGAAAUAAAGGAUGCUCGAGAGAAGGCUCGAGAAGAGCGGGAGAAGCAGCGAGAAAAAGAAAGAGAGGAGAGAAGACGCCUGCUAGAUGAGGAAGAUAAGCGCAGAAUGGGUGGCGCUCGCGAUGACAAACCCAGGGAUGUCCGCCCUCCUCGAGACGAUCGCCGAGACCGCGAUGCUGUAAGGCGCGAUGAUCGUCGAAGUGAUCGAGACCGCGACCGCGACCGUAGUCAUCGCGACCGUCGCAGUGAUCGGCCCGAUCGUGGAGAUCGUGAUCGUAGCUCUCGUGACUCUCGCGACCGUUCGUCAAGGGAUCGAUCGUCAAGAGAUGGCACUUCUCGCGAUCGCAGCUCUCGUGAUGGCAGGAGAUACAGGGACGACGGUUACUACGGUUCCCGAAACGGUUCCGGCAGGUAAACUCUCCAAGUUUCUCUGGACUACAAUGCAACCCAAGAUCAUCGCACAUCAUCUUCAAUUACUGCUAAGAUGCUCAACUGUACAUAGUUAUUCUACUUUUCGUUGAAGACUGCCUGGCCUUGGAGUGAGAAGUGGGGCUGUCGGUGCGGAGUUGUGGCAGUGAGUUGCUCGCAUAAGUCAGGUAAGUCCCAUUCAGGUAUGCCCUGACUGAUAAUGAAAACGUAUAAAGUUGUGUAUUUCUUUCCAGGCCGACCCACGUGUCAGGUGGGUGAACUCUAACACUGCCCUGAAAACUACAAAUUCUCCCUAUAGAAUCAGCUGUGUUUUACUGCAUACUUAUUGAAAGAAGUUGAUUGACCGUUAGCUUUUGAUGAUGUUUGGGUUCGAGAAGGAAAUGUAAAAAUUAUGAUUGGAUCCUGAGUAAGUUCCGUCAGGGAGUUUAGUGUCGUCAAUCGUCGAAUCAAGAUCUAGGCACCUGUCCCUUUGAAAAAUUAAUUCCAAACAAAUUGGAGGCUCGGUGAAUUACUUGAUUGAAGGUAUGAAAGGAACUGGAACUCGCAUCAUUAUUGAAAGAUAAUAUUUCUGAAGAGCAAUAAAUUUUAGCUGCCAGUACAAUGAACUUUGAUUUUAUGUAGACUAGCUUCUGGAAGAUGCAAUUUUUCGUUUAGACGGGUUAUAAAGUGUUACUUUGUCCCCUGGAUUUACAAAUAAGCAUUCAUUCCUAAUUCACACCUUAGUAAUAUUAUUCUGGAUUAUAGUACAAUUUUUUCAUAUCGAGUUUGUGGUUCAUGGUAGCGAGAUGUGGUAUAAAUAAUUAUCCACGAUACUACAUUAAUUUUAGUUGAGGAAUAGUGUGUCAAACUCGUAAUCAUUAAUGAUUCAUGCAUUAUUUGUUGCCAUUCAGUGUUUCAAGAUAGCCUUGUGUAUUUGUAUUUGACCGUGGAGAAUUUGAGACCACUAAUAUUUUACGAAAGAUCUAGUUCAAUCAUUUUUUAUCAUUGUUAGGUAGCAGGGACCUUGGCGUUGGGUGGAAUAGGUGUCUAAAUACUGUGCCAUGUUACCAUUCUUUUCAGCUAUGCGAAUGAUUCUCCGGAUAAAUGAGGCUAAAGUCCCAUUGUCCAUUAACUGUGAUACCUAUCUUCCAUUGUAUCGAUAUCUUCGAACGAGCGUUCCUUCAUCCGUCGUGAUGUCGACUUUCUUGAGGUAUCUUGAGUUCUCUAGCCCUGAGCAUCGUGACCGAUGCAAUAUUUAAUUAAUAUACCAUUAUCUUCUUUGAAACGCUCUCACGACACGAAAUUAUCUCCAUGUUAAAUAACGAGGUGUCAGUGUGAAGUUAAGCAAUCUGACUAAGAAUAGCCUUUUAUCUGUUUCAUAGUUUCCACUUGAGUAAUUUGUACUGUUUUUAGUUCAUGGGGCGUCUCUCGAAAGCCCCGUGAUACUUCUUCUAGUAUGGCUAUGGCUAGCAAUAUAUUGCUCAAAUUUUGAGAUAUUGGAGCUUUAUUGCAUUUUUAGUUUCGGAAUAGCUGCUGGUUGUAACCAGUAAUCAAUUGUACGAAAUUCAAUUUCAUUGAAAGCUCUGGGAGUUUUUUUUUUUGGUUAAGCGACGAAAAUCACCUUACGUCACCAGGGAUCAUUCCUUAUGCAACGAUUGCUUUAUAGAACAGACACAAGCAGGUUUUUUUGAUUGAUUAUCCAUUUCUUUGUAAUAGGCUAAUAGCUGACACUGGGGUUUAGUUGAGCGUUCACUUCUACCACGUACAAACUUAGUGCAUGUUAGUGAUGGUAUUGUGUAAGUUGCAUCGGUUAAUUUCAUCACCUCUCUUAAGAAGUUGAUUUCUGAAAAUCAAUUAUAAUAAAAGUGUAGGAUCUUUUUCCAGUUACUUUCUACGUUUUUGUGACAUGAGCUCACUAAAUGAGACCAUGCUUGGGGAUUAAUGUUGGCAUGUUUCGAAAUUGUUUAUGGUUGAUGUGUGUGUAGGUUUAAUAUACUACUAAAGCCUUUUUGAGUUGGCCUCAUUUGUUUUCAGUAUCAAAUAACUAAUGAAUGAAUGGCUUUUGCAGAACUCGUUGCCGUCGCAAGUAAGGCAGGAGUUUGAAUGCAGAGCUCCAUUUCUCUACCGUCCAUCAGCUGCACCACCACAACGCCUGUUUGACGUGCAUGCACAAGGUGACCACACUGACCCUCCCUCCUUCUGUCCCUCCAACCAUUGGUCAUCACUUGGUUUCAUUUAUAUUAUUAUCAUUAUUGAUUGAUAUCUCAAUUACUGACGAGUUACAUUCGAACUAUUGACCACUAUUCUGUCGCUCUUUCUUGUGAAGUUCUUUGCGUAUUUACGGAUGAUGUGCGUUGAUAUCAGGGUUGCAUCAAUGCUGAUUUAUGUUAGAUAAUUUACGUGAUAUGCUUGAAAGUAGGUAGCGAAACUUCGAUAAGAUUUACAUUAAGCAUAACUUUAAUGUAACUUUGUAUCAUAGCUCGUUAAUUUCUCCCUCUCUGGACCCUGUUCGCGUUUUAAGCAUCACAGCGCGGCCUUUCGUUUAGUGCCAGAUACUGCUAAAUAACGCGUGAUUUUGAGGUAUGUUGAUGUCACUUCAUUCCGACGCUUCGUGCGCAUGUCUUCAUGUCGGUCUUCAGCUUUUGAGGUGUGUUGAAAUGACAUUAAUUUCCCGUGCGUAGAUAUCAUUUGCCCAUUUCUCGUUCGGUUUGAUAAUAAAACAAACAUAAACUUCAACGACGUAAAGGAAAUGCAAUAUUUCCGAAGUUAAAUAGCAGUUGGCAUUUAAUUUAAAUCGGGAUAUGAAUGAUUUUUGUAACGAAAAAUUAGAUUAAGUUCCAUGUUUUGCAUUAUUCUGCACCGUCCUUGUAACUGCCACUGCGAACGGCAAGGUGAGACGAUGUUAGUUGUCUAAUGUUGUACAAUAAAAUUUAUAAAACGAC
Hyalella azteca is the source of this 4237-nucleotide messenger RNA. RefSeq names its product luc7-like protein 3. Gene Ontology annotation, molecular function: mRNA binding. NCBI's taxonomy places the organism in Eukaryota, Metazoa, Arthropoda, Malacostraca, Amphipoda, Hyalellidae. Gene Ontology annotation, cellular component: U2-type prespliceosome; U1 snRNP. The coding region runs from base 169 to 1302 and encodes 377 amino acids. The transcript is spliced from 7 exons. The record is from RefSeq and is a predicted model, not a curated record. Gene Ontology annotation, biological process: mRNA splice site recognition.